Centropristis striata (black sea bass) is the source of this 2182-nucleotide messenger RNA. RefSeq lists its product as uncharacterized. The record is from RefSeq and is a predicted model, not a curated record. The transcript has 20 exons. Bases 105 to 2123 code for a protein of 672 amino acids. Lineage: Eukaryota; Metazoa; Chordata; Actinopteri; Perciformes; Serranidae.
GUCGGACUGUUUUUGUGGGGGGACCGGUGCACCUUGAACUUUUCGCAGCUUCUCCUCUUCGCGUCUUUUCUGCUUUUUCUCUUUAAUUUUUAACUUUAUUAAACAUGUAUGAUUUUCCGCAUUUUCUGCGGCUCGCGCCGGCAGCCUUCAGGCGGUUGUCAAGCGGUAAAAGCGCAGAAAAGUGCGCCAGUUUGAGUUAUUCGCACUUUAGCUCCUCUGUUAGCUCCUCUGCUAACUUCUCUCAGAGUCCUGCACCUGGAGGCGGAUCCGGGUCCAGAUCUGGGUCCAGGUGUUACACCACGAGUCCUGCAGGGUCCAAGCGGGUCCGGAUCGGCUGUGCGUCCGGGUUCUGGGGGGACACCGCCACCUCAGUGCCUCAGCUGGUGUACGGGGGGCAGCUGGACUUCCUGGUGUUCGACUACCUCAGUGAGAUCACGAUGUCGCUGCUCACCGCCGUCAAGGCCAAAACGCCCACUUUGGGUUACGCUCCAGACUUCGUCCACCUCGCUCUCGCUCCGUUUAUCAACGACAUCCACAGAAACGGGGUCCGUGUGGUGAGUAACGCGGGCGGCGUGAACCCUCUGGCGUGCGCUGAAGCCAUACAGGAAGUCGUCAAGAAGGCCGGCCUCGACCUCAAGGUCGCCGUGGUGACCGGCGAUGACCUCAUGCCACAUAGGAGCAGUCUGUCUGCAGUAAAGAUGGCGGCUGACGGCAGCAGACAGCAGUUACCUAAAACUCUCCACAGUAUGAACGCCUACCUCGGGGCCGUCCCGAUCCAGCGCUGUCUGGACGGCGGGGCGGACAUCGUGGUGACGGGACGCUGCGUGGACAGCGCCGUGGCUCUGGGGCCGCUCAUGCACGCCUUUGGGUGGGAGAAGACUGAUUAUGACCUGCUGGCAGCUGGGAGUCUUGCAGGUCACCUGAUCGAGUGUGGAGCUCAGAGUACAGGUGGGAUCUUCACUGACUGGCACAAAGUUCCUGACUGGGACAACAUGGGGUUCCCGGUGGUCGAGUGUUCCAGCGACGGCUCCUUCGUUCUCUCCAAACCGCCCAAAACCGGCGGCCUCGUCUGCUUCGGCGGCGUGGCCGAGCAGCUGGUGUACGAGAUCGGUGACCCGCGGCGUUACCUGCUGCCAGACGUCGUCUGUGACUUCAGCCAGGUGGUCAUCAAGGAAGUACCGGGUGUAGAGGGAGGAGCUGUCAGAGUGACCGGGGCCAGAGGCUCCGCCCCCACACCGGACUACAAGGUGUGUGCCACCUACAUGGACGGCUUCAGAGCGACGGCCGUGUGUCCUGUUGGAGGACCGAGAGCGGAAGAAAAGGCCCGACGGACCGCCGACAGCAUCAUCAAACGGACAAAGCGAAUGUUUAAGCAGUUAAAGUUUGAAGACUUCAGCUCGGUGAAUGUGCAGAUCCUCGGAGCGGAGGACACGUACGGCCCCAACGCUCGCAGCAAGGGCUCCAGGGAGGCCGUGCUCUGGAUGUCCGUCCACCACAAACAGAAGAAGGCUCUCGAGCUUUUCUCCAGAGAAGUGGCUCCUGCAGGGACCGGCAUGGCUCCCGGACUGACUGGCAUCGUGGGCGGACGACCCCGAGUGUCUCCGGUCCUGAAGCCUUUUUUCUUCUUGCACCCAAAGUCUGAGCUGAAGGUGGACCUCCACGUUGACGGACAGCUGGAGUCUCUCUCUGAGGCGGAGCCAGACGCACCUGAGCAGGAAGCUCCGCCCCCCUCGGCUCAGGACGAACCAGACGCAGGGCUGCCCAGUGGACCUCACAGCUACCGUCUGGAGGAGCUCGCCUUCACCAGGAGCGGAGACAAAGGAGACUCUGCCAACAUCGGAGUGAUUGCUCGCCACCCGCUCUUCUUCCCCUACCUGAAGAAACACCUGACUUCUUCUGUGGUGGAGGAAUACUUCUCCCACCUGAUCAAGCCAGGAGUGAGCGACGCCGUCACACGAUACACUCUGCCAGGGAUCCAUGGUCUAAACUUCGUCCUGCAGAGUUCUCUGGGAGGGGGAGGGGUGGCGUCUCUGCGCAGCGACCCCCAGGGGAAAGCUUACGGUCAGAUGCUGCUGGACCUGAAGCUCAGAGGACUCCCAGACCUCAAGUCUCUGGUGGACUGAGACAGACACACAGGGACACACAGAGAGACACAGGGACAUGCACAGACACACAGGGACAC